Molecule: messenger RNA, 652 nt
Organism: Durio zibethinus
Lineage: Eukaryota; Viridiplantae; Streptophyta; Magnoliopsida; Malvales; Malvaceae
Source: RefSeq, a predicted model, not a curated record
UGUACCAAUCUUGUCCUAUAAAUACACCGCAAGCGGUAGAAACCUUUGUCAGCGAAACUAAUGGCUCCAUUCUCAUUGCGUUGCCGACUUAGGGCUGGAGCUUUAACAAGGAAACGUUUCAAAACGAAGGCUAAGCAUGACAUGCAGGAAAGCUUCAAGAGAUUGAAGUCAGAAAUGGAGGAAAUAAGCCAGGAACAAAAGAACAUCAGAGAAGGCCACAGACUAAUUAACAAAAAAUUUGAAGCAAUUGAAUCUGAGGGCGAGGAAUUGAAGAGAGAAACUAUACUCAUAAUCCAGCAAAGUGCCAGAACCAAGAUUAAACUGGCUCUCAUGUUCCGCAUAUUGAAAGCUAGGGAAGCCGGUGAAUUUAAUACCGCUGCCGAUCUCACUGAAAUGCUCCGGUUGGUUGUGAAAUAGUACGAAGAGAGGAGGAAAAGGCAAUCUGACAGCGCGCCCAGGAUAAACUGCCUCUGCUCUGCUUCACCAAAUAUAAAGGAAUAAACUUAUGCGGGACGAUUAAGUAUUUGCCGUCUUUCAUCGUGUGUUAUUGACCACAACUUUAUGUUUAAUAUAAAGGAAUGUCUGAUGCUAAACAUUAUAUAUACGGCUUAAAACCAACAAAGUUCAAAUAAACUACCCAUUGAGUGGCAAA